Messenger RNA from Dictyostelium purpureum, 1311 nucleotides. Its product is annotated as AP-2 medium chain. The transcript is spliced from 5 exons. The record is from RefSeq and is a predicted model, not a curated record. Gene Ontology annotation, molecular function: clathrin-cargo adaptor activity. Gene Ontology annotation, cellular component: cytoplasmic vesicle; AP-2 adaptor complex. Gene Ontology annotation, biological process: intracellular protein transport; clathrin-dependent endocytosis. The coding region runs from base 1 to 1311 and encodes 436 amino acids. Lineage: Eukaryota; Evosea; Eumycetozoa; Dictyosteliales; Dictyosteliaceae.
AUGAUUAGUGCAUUGUUUUUGAUGAAUGGUAAGGGUGAAGUCCUUAUUUCACGUAUUUACAGAGAUGAUAUCAGUCGUGGUGUUGCAAAUGCAUUUAGACUCGAAGUUAUUGGAUCACAGGAAACUAGAUCACCAGUUAAAUUGAUCGGUUCAACAUCAUUUAUGUAUAUUAAGGUUGGUAAUAUCUAUAUUGUGGGUGUAUCAAGACAAAAUGUAAAUGCAUGCAUGGUAUUCGAGGUUUUACAUCAAUUAGUAGAUAUUUUCAAAUCCUAUUUCGAUACAAUUGAUGAAGAUUCAAUUAGAAAUAAUUUUGUUUUGGUUUAUGAGUUAUUAGAUGAAAUAUUGGAUUUUGGUUACCCACAAAAUUGUUCAACUGAUGUAUUAAAACUUUAUAUUACUCAGGGACAAGGUAAAUUAAAAUCACUUGACAAAUUAAAACAAGAUAAAAUUUCUAAAAUUACAAUUCAAGCUACAGGUACAACACCAUGGAGAACUCCAGAUAUUAAAUACAAAAGAAACGAACUUUAUAUUGAUGUUGUAGAAAGUGUAAAUUUAUUAAUGUCAGCUGAGGGUAAUAUACUUAGAGCAGAUGUAUCAGGACAGGUUAUGAUGAAAUGUUAUUUAUCUGGUAUGCCAGAAUGUAAAUUUGGAAUGAACGAUAAAGUUAUUAUGGAUAAAGAAAAGACACAAGGUGCAGCAAGAAGUGGAGCACGUCGUGCUAAUGGUAUUGAAAUCGACGAUAUCACAUUCCAUCAAUGUGUACGUUUAGGUAAGUUCGAUAGCGAUCGUACAGUUAGUUUCAUUCCACCAGAUGGUGAAUUUGAACUAAUGAGAUAUCGUACUACUGAGCACAUUAAUCUUCCAUUCAAAGUCAUUCCAAUUGUUAGAGAAAUGGGUAGAACUCGUUUAGAGUGCUCUGUAACAGUCAAAUCAAAUUUCAGUAGUAAAAUGUUUGGUGCAAACGUUAAAGUAAUCAUCCCCACACCAAAAAACACAGCUGUAUGUAAAAUUGUCGUUGCUGCUGGUAAAGCCAAAUAUAUGCCAGAGCAAGAUGCUAUUAUUUGGAGAAUAAGAAGAUUCCCUGGUGAUACUGAGUUCACUUUAAGAGCUGAAGUUGAAUUAAUGGCCUCUGUUAAUUUAGAUAAGAAGGCAUGGUCCAGACCACCAAUUUCAAUGGAAUUCCAAGUAACAAUGUUUACUGCCUCUGGUUUCCAUGUUAGAUUUUUAAAAGUUGUCGAAAAAAGUAAUUACACUCCAAUCAAGUGGGUUAGAUAUUUAACCAAAGCUGGUACAUAUCAAAAUCGUAUUUAA